Messenger RNA from Encephalitozoon intestinalis ATCC 50506, 399 nucleotides. RefSeq lists its product as uncharacterized. The transcript has a single exon. Bases 1 to 399 code for a protein of 132 amino acids. The record is from RefSeq and is a predicted model, not a curated record. Lineage: Eukaryota; Fungi; Microsporidia; Unikaryonidae.
AUGGGUCUUGGAAUAAACACAAAAUCUGUUAGAGGACUAAGAAGAUUUACAAGAAGUAAGACCCAAGUUAUUUUCUUCGAUAAUUCCCGUUCUCCAAAGACAAGUAAGAACACACAGAAGCACCAGGAAUGCAGGGAAGACCAGCCUGCUGAAAAUAUUCCACAAGUGAGUAAUGUUUUGAAGGCCGAGGAGAGAAUGUUUCCUUUUGAGAAGCUCCUAGAAACCUUUACCAACUUGGAAAAAAAGAAGAUACAGAAAACCUUAAGGCCCUGCGAUGGCAUCAAUCCCAUGAAGACUUUGAGGAAAGAUUCAUUUGCAGAAAGGUAUUUUGACUCUCCUUCUGGGACCUUCCUUGGAAAAGAGAGACAUAUAUCUUCAUCUUCUCAAGAGCGUACAUAA